UGCGCUCAAAAGAACAAAAAUCAAGACACCCACACACAUUACACGACACAAACUGUCCUGUCGCAGAACGCCGAUGGCACCGUCUCUCUCAUACAGGUGGAUCCUAACAAUCCAAUCAUAACGCUGCCCGAUGGCACAACAGCUCAGGUUCAGGGCGUGGCAACGCUGCAUCAAGGCGAAGGCGGCGCCACCAUACAAACGGUACAAAGUCUCGCCGAUGUGAAUGGUCAUGACAAUAUGACCGUCGAUCUGACCGAGGCGCAGGAUGGCCAAAUCUUUAUUACCACCGAGGAUGGGCAGGGAUAUCCGGUGUCAGUGAGCAAUGUUAUAUCGGUGCCCGUCUCCAUGUAUCAGUCGGUGAUGGCCAAUAUGCAGCAGCUGCAGACGAAUAGCGAUGGCACCGUGUGCCUGGCCCCCAUGCAGGUAGAUAACAGCAACACAUCAAACAGCAACAACAACAACAACAACAACAGCAACACAAACAACAGCAGUAAUAAUAGUAGUAGCGGCAGCCCAUCUGCUGCCACGCCCACCUCGCUGCUAGGCAUCUCAGUAAUCAAUGCUGGCGCCAUGCUAGGCCGGCGUCUCACUGGCAGCGGCGCUGGCGUCGCAGCAGCAGCGGCAACGUCCAGUGCCGGACAACAACCGGCGCUGACAUUGCAAGCGCCGCCUGGCAUUCGGUUCUACUGGGCCGCCAGUCCGGGUAGCGGCAGCGGCGCUGGCAGCAACAAUUUGAAUACUACCGCUAGCUUUAAUCUCGCCAAUAACAAUAACAAUAGCAUGCUUACUAACAAUAAUAAUAAUAAUAGCAACAACAACAACAACAGUAGCAGUAACAGCAGUAGCAAUCAUAACAUUAAAAUGACGCUGCCCGUAGUGCUGACAGCGCCGGCGACGUCCACUGCGCAGCGGCGCCUCGAGCCAAACGCGUCUCGGCGCACACCGCAAAAGCGCCGCAAGCUGAACAACAACAACAACAGCAGCGCCGGCAGCAGCAGCAGCAACAACAACACUAACAAUAAUAAUAGCAAGCUAGCUUUACGCAAAAAAGGCAGCGACAUAACGGUACCUGCUGCUGCUGCUGCUGCUGCUGCUGAAACGUCCACCAUACGCUGCGUGGACAGCGCCAGUUUGACCAAUGCCAGCGGCGGCGUCGGCGGCGGCAGCGCAGCCUUGCAACUGCAGCUGCCAGCGAAAACCAUUAAAUUAGAGCAUUUGGAGUAGUAGACUUUAAGCAGCCAUAGGCACACACUUGCCACGCCCACGCCCACGCCCAUGCCAAACGCCUAUUUCCAUCAAUAUUUAAUGCUAGUUACCAUUGCACGUAUCAAAUCUAGUCAAAACGGCGCUGCGUGCACACAGACACACAAACAC
Drosophila navojoa is the source of this 1374-nucleotide messenger RNA. RefSeq names its product DNA-binding protein Ewg (gene ewg). Gene Ontology annotation, biological process: regulation of transcription by RNA polymerase II. The record is from RefSeq and is a predicted model, not a curated record. NCBI's taxonomy places the organism in Eukaryota, Metazoa, Arthropoda, Insecta, Diptera, Drosophilidae. Gene Ontology annotation, molecular function: DNA-binding transcription factor activity.